CUAGGUAAUUUAUUCCAUCAACCUCGCGCAUCGCCGUCUGCGCACUCUCACACGAUUACGUUCGUCAGUAGAAUUCGAAGCACGGUCCCCUUCACAUCUACCCGGUUCGGUCCGUGAUUAUCAAUAAAUUUAAUUCGACGUUUCCGUACAUCUUGUUCCGAUCGAUCGCCGAGAAUGACCCUCACCAACAGGUUUCUGUGGGUGUUGCUGCUGAUAAGCAUUGUCUUAAUCGGCAACGGUGGGAAGUCUUUGGCCAAACGACGCUCCGGUGUCGUCAGAAGCCGCUACGCUGAUGAGGAACCGAACCCGACUCGGGAUGAUGAGUUUGACUGGCAGCUGAUAAAGAACACCUUCAGCAAAGAUCGCACCAACGCCGCUUUGUCGACUUUUCUAGUUAAAUACCUGCUGAACAUGCUAUACGAGGGAACUGGAACUUUUUCGCAAACCCAACGCGAGCUAAGCGGUCCUCUGGGACGUACCCCGGGAAACUACGACUCCCCAAAGUGCGUCGAAAUAAUGAACACUCUUCAAGGUAGCAGCAAACGACUGCAUAUUGCUAGCAGGGUGUUCGCCGAUCAGCAAAUCAGUGUAACCCAGAAGUAUGCGAGUACCGUUGGCAUGUACUACAAUGCCAGUGUAGUGAGCGUGGACUUUCAGCAGCCUCAACAAGCGGCAAAUGACAUUAACAACUGGGUGUCGAAUGGGACGCAAGGCCAGAUACGAGAAUUGGUUACGACGCGUGAUAUUCAAGGGUCGAUCAUGCUGCUGGCCAGUACAAUUUAUUUCAAAGGGCUUUGGAGAAAUGUUUUUCCGGAAGCGGCUACGAUGAUUCAACCGUUCAAAACUGGCGACGGCCGAACGGUUGACGUACCAUCUAUGAAGCAAAUUCAGAAUCUCUACUUUUCGGAAUCUUCGCAGCUAAAAGCGAAACUCUUACGAUUACCCUACGAAGAAGGUCGCUUUACAAUGAUCCUAUUACUACCGAAUGAAGACAGCAACAUCAACGAGCUGGUAAAUGCAUUAUCCGGCGAGGCAAUUCAUCAGGCGAUCCGUGACAUGGAAGACAUUGAAGUUAAGGUACAACUUCCCCGGUUCCAAAUUGAUUACUCCAGCUCAAUGAAGGAAGCACUGCAACAGCUAGGAAUCGAUCGCAUCUUUACGGACGGCGCGGAGCUCAGCGGAAUCGCCCGUGGGUCAAGCCUCCCGGUGAAGGUAUCGGAUUUAUUCCAGAAAACUGUCAUCGUUGUAGAUGAGAAGGGUAGCACAGCUAGUUCGGCGGCCGGCUCGUCGCUGGUAUACACCAUCGCAAGUGAUCCGGAGAAGUUCAUCAUCGAUAGACCGUUCCUUUUCUUCAUCGAAGAGGAAUCGACUGGGACAUUGCUGUUUGCGGGAAAAGUCGAAGAUCCGAUGCAGUGAAAUGUGCUGCUUAGAAUGAUAUGUUUUGUUAAUAGGAUGCUGAAACAAAAUUGGGAUUUUUUAUGCAAGAUUUAGUUGAUCAAAAAGAUUAAUAAAUGUUAAAUGAAGUCAACAUUCAUCGAUUCUGUAUAAAAUUUAAAGAAAUACUAAUUAUGGAAAAACUGAUUUUCAGAAAAAAAAUCAGGAACAAUAAACGUUUUGAAGCGCGUUUAUAGUAUAGCACCAAUAUGGAUCACCAUAUGUUGCUCCCGCUCGAUGACAAAGGGAGGUGAUACGCUAACCUGACGAAAUACAUUUUAUUCUCGAUUCUGAAAACUAAA
Molecule: messenger RNA, 1736 nt
Organism: Topomyia yanbarensis
Lineage: Eukaryota; Metazoa; Arthropoda; Insecta; Diptera; Culicidae
Product: serine protease inhibitor 2-like
Exons: 4
Coding region: 175-1416 (413 amino acids)
Molecular function (GO): serine-type endopeptidase inhibitor activity
Source: RefSeq, a predicted model, not a curated record